Molecule: messenger RNA, 1228 nt
Organism: Herpailurus yagouaroundi (jaguarundi)
Lineage: Eukaryota; Metazoa; Chordata; Mammalia; Carnivora; Felidae
Gene: LURAP1
Product: leucine rich adaptor protein 1
Exons: 2
Coding region: 186-905 (239 amino acids)
Biological process (GO): positive regulation of canonical NF-kappaB signal transduction; positive regulation of cytokine production
Source: RefSeq, a predicted model, not a curated record
ACGCACGCACACGCGCGCGCGGCUCUGCGCUGCUUUUCUGAGUGUUACGGCGCCCUUCCACCGCCCCCGCGCGGCGCGGGCGGGGACCCACCGGUUCCGCUCGGCGCUAGUCGCGGAGAAAGGAGGACCCCUGGGAACAAGAUCCCGCCGUCCGGUCUCCCAGCACUUUUAAGCGGUAGGCCCGCAUGGAGGGGACUGCGGAGUCCCAAUCGCCUGACCUUCGAGACGUGGAGGGCAAGGUGGGCAGGAAGACCCCUGAAGGGCUGCUCCGCGGGCUGCGAGGCGAAUGGGAGCCAGCAACCUCUGGCGCCCUGCUGCUCCCGGGGGCGCCCAACACGGGCCACGGCCUGGGGGACAAGAUCAUGGCGCUGAGGAUGGAGUUGGCUUACCUGCGAGCCAUCGAUGUGAAGAUCCUGCAGCAGCUGGUGACUUUGAAUGAGGGCAUCGAGGCUGUGCGCUGGCUGUUGGAGGAGCGGGGGACAUUGACCAGCCACUGCAGCAGCCUCACCAGCAGCCAAUAUAGUCUGACAGGCGGGAGUCCAGGCCGCUCAAGGCGAGGCAGCUGGGACAGCCUGCCAGACACCAGCUCCACUGACCGGCUGGACAGUGUCUCCAUCGGCAGUUUCCUAGACACGGUGGCCCCCAGCGAGAUGGAUGAACAGGGCCCCCCUGGGGCUCCCCGUCCUGAGAUGGACUGGGCAAAGGUUAUACCCAGUGGGAACAGGGCCAGGACUGAGGUGGACCUGACAGCCACCAGGCUAGGGAACUUGAGGGCUGUAUGGAAGCCCCCAGGGGAGGGGCUCCAAGGUGGACCUCCUGAACCACUAGAGGAUGAAAGUGUUAAGCUUGGCUUUGAGGCCCACUGGUAUUGGGGGCAGUGCCAGGAUGAUGUGACCUUCUUGUAAUAACUUUCCCGUCCUUUCAUAUUUCUAUAACUCUUUCAUCACUAGGUCCUGGUCUCCCUAGAAAUUUAUUCUCCCUUAUUCUGGGUCUAGGAGGAGCCUGCAUUGAAAUCCAGUUACCGUGGAAACCUGGCCUUACCAUCCUUCUGGCCCCUAAGGAGGCUCUGCUUUUAUCCUUCAAUUAUUGGGACCCUAGAGCUAUUUACAUAGAUACAAUGACUCUAGAGGCUUGACCUGUAGCUUCUGGUGUGAUAGUAUCUCUUCCCCUUCCCCCUGCAACUACGUAAGGAUUUGAGGGAUUUAGGACCCAUAGGAGAUCACUGAUG